Messenger RNA from Prunus mume (Japanese apricot), 2542 nucleotides. Its product is annotated as ARM repeat superfamily protein. Gene Ontology annotation, cellular component: PAS complex; endosome membrane. The record is from RefSeq and is a predicted model, not a curated record. Gene Ontology annotation, biological process: phosphatidylinositol biosynthetic process. NCBI's taxonomy places the organism in Eukaryota, Viridiplantae, Streptophyta, Magnoliopsida, Rosales, Rosaceae.
AUGACAGGUUUGACGUCUGUCCUCCGCAACCUCGCGGACAAGCUCUAUGAAAAGCGCAAGAAUGCCGCGCUUGAGGUUGAGGGAAUUGUGAAACAGCUCACAACGGCUGGGGAUCACGAUAAGAUUACGGCGGUGAUCAAUUUGCUCACUACGGAAUUCACUAAUUCGCCACAAGCGAAUCACCGGAAGGGAGGAUUGAUAGGAUUAGCUGCUGCGACAGUUGGUUUGACCAGUGAAGCGGCUCAACAUCUUGAGCAAAUUGUGCCUCCUGUGCUUAAUUCCUUUUCUGACCAAGAUAGCAGAGUUCGUUAUUAUGCUUGUGAAGCUCUAUAUAACAUUGCAAAGGUUGUAAGAGGAGAUUUUAUCAUAUUCUUUAAUCAGAUAUUUGAUGCCUUGUGUAAGCUUUCAGCAGACUCAGAUGCUAACGUACAAAGUGCUGCUCAUCUUUUAGAUCGGCUUGUAAAGGAUAUUGUCACUGAAAGUGAUCAAUUCAGCAUUGAAGAAUUUAUACCAUUGUUGAGGGAGCGUAUGAAUGUCCUAAAUCCCUAUGUCCGCCAGUUUUUGGUUGGAUGGAUCACUGUCUUAGACAGUGUUCCAGAUAUUGAUAUGCUGGGAUUUCUUCCUGAUUUUCUUGAUGGCUUGUUUAAUAUGUUAAGUGAUUCAAGCCAUGAGAUAAGACAACAAGCUGAUUCAGCACUUUCAGAGUUUCUCCAAGAGAUCAAGAACUCCCCAUCUGUAGAUUAUGGUCGCAUGGCUGAAAUACUGGUACAGAGGGCUGCUUCACCGGAUGAAUUUACUCGGUUAACAGCUAUCACAUGGAUAAAUGAGUUCGUAAAGCUUGGUGGGGACCAGCUUGUUCCCUAUUAUGCUGAUAUUCUCGGAGCGAUUUUACCCUGCAUAUCUGAUAAAGAAGAGAAAAUUAGAGUGGUUGCUCGUGAAACCAAUGAAGAGCUUCGUGCCAUUAAGGCUGAUCCAGCUGAAGGAUUUGAUGUUGGAGCAAUCCUAUCUAUUGCAAGGAGGCAAUUAUCUAGUGAAUGGGAGGCUACUAGAAUUGAAGCAUUGCACUGGAUUUCAAACCUUCUAAACAGACAUCGUGCUGAGGUUUUAACUUUUCUGAACGACAUAUUUGACACCCUUUUAGAAGCACUUUCAGAUCCUUCUGAUCAGGUGGUUCUCCUGGUCCUUGAAGUUCAUGCAUGCAUAGCACAAGAUCCACAACACUUCCGCCAGCUUGUCGUGUUCCUCGUGCAUAAUUUCCGUGUAGAUAACUCUCUUCUAGAGAAGCGUGGUGCUUUGAUAAUUCGGCGACUUUGUGUGCUUUUAGAUGCUGAAAGGGUAUACCGAGAACUGUCUACUAUACUAGAAGGAGAGUCAGACCUGGAUUUUGCAUCUAUUAUGGUUCAGGCUUUGAACUUGAUUUUACUUACAUCCUCCGAGCUGUCUGAGCUUCGAGAUCUUUUGAAACAUUCACUUGUAAAUCCUUUUGGGAAAGACUUGUUUGUUUCUUUAUAUGCUUCUUGGUGCCACUCACCCAUGGCAAUUAUAAGCCUCUGCUUAUUAGCUCAGACAUAUCAGCAUGCGAGUACUGUGGUUCAGUCUCUGGUGGAGGAAGAUAUUAAUGUGAAAUUUUUGGUCCAGUUGGAUAAAUUGAUUCGGUUACUAGAAACUCCGAUCUUCGCAUAUCUUAGAUUACAGCUUCUUGAACCUGGAAGACAUGUAUGGUUGUUAAAAGCCUUGUAUGGUCUUCUGAUGUUGCUUCCCCAGCAAAGUGCCGCCUUUAAAAUCCUACGGACUCGUUUGAAAACUGUACCUUCAUACUCAUUUAAUGGUGAGCAACUCAGGCGAACUUCUUCGGGGAAUCCCUAUCAAAUCCUACAUCACAUGCCAGGUGGCUCACAGAUAACUGAAGAUGGCGACAUAAACCAGGACAGUAAGAAUUCACAUAAUGGAAUCAACUUUGCUUCAAGACUACAGCAGUUUGAGCAAAUGCAGCGACAGCAUCGUCAGCAUGCGAAAGUGCAGGCACAAUCACACAGAAAUUCGACAACAUCUUCAACACCAAAGGAUGUGCAAAGACCUGAAGAACUCAGCAGAACUUCUUCAUCAGAUGUGAAUAGGCCUGCUUCGAGAUCUAGGAGGGCGGCGGGGCAGUUACAAUUAUAAUGUUAUUGCUUCUGGACCCUGGCUGAGGGUAAUAUGUAUUCUUCUCAGCAAAGCAUAGGAAGGAGUGGCGGAUGGGAUCUGGUUGGUAUAGUUUGUAAAAUUGUAUAUCGUAGUAGUUUGUUGUUAAACUCAUGCAGGUUGGUUGGGAUGGUGAAAAUUGGGUUUUGAAUUGAGAUGAGCAGCUCAUUUAUCGCGAGCUAUUCUUUUGACUUGUGUAAGAAGAGGGAUGUGCCCAUGUGGUUCUGUUAUUUUUUAUUGAAAACCAUGUGGGGAGGAGGAGAGGGUAGAGGGAGAUAUUUCAUUUAGAAAGAUGGCAGUGUGUUUUCUUGAGAUGUAUCUGUUACACAGUUACAGCAAUCUUAUAAAGUUAGUCGAGCUA